Molecule: messenger RNA, 1194 nt
Organism: Austrofundulus limnaeus
Lineage: Eukaryota; Metazoa; Chordata; Actinopteri; Cyprinodontiformes; Rivulidae
Product: rho guanine nucleotide exchange factor 6
Biological process (GO): lamellipodium assembly
Cellular component (GO): cytoplasm; lamellipodium
Molecular function (GO): guanyl-nucleotide exchange factor activity; protein binding
Source: RefSeq, a predicted model, not a curated record
GAAAAAGAGGAGCGCUACCUAAUGCUUUUCUCUAAUGUGCUGGUUAUGCUCUCUGCCAGUCCCCGGAUGAGUGGCUUUAUUUAUCAGGGAAAAGUGUUGCUAACGGGCACCACACUAACAAGACAAGUAGAGGAUUCAGACAGCGCACACUAUGCAUUCGAUAUCACAGGAAGCCUGAUCGACCGCCUAACGGUGUUCUGCAGCAGCCCUCAGGAGUUACAAGAAUGGCUGGAACACCUGCAGCCGUUUACCAAAGGAGGCAGCCCUGCAGGGACCAUCUCAAAGAAUGUAGAAGGCAAGCUGCUGAGCACGGUCGGCGUCCCCUCACAUCCACCCCACCUGGGCGGCAUCAGUGCUGUGGGUCGAGGCCCCCUGGAACCGCCAAAGAUCAGCAAGCCUUGGUCCCUCAGCUGUCUGCGGCCUGCACCGCCGCUGAAGCCCUCCGCUGCGCUGGGCUACAAAGAGAGGAUGUCUUAUAUCAUGAAGGACUCCAGUAAGAGCCCACGGCCCAUGAAGAAGUUCCUGCCCGGCAACAGGAAAAAAGAGCGCAAAGCCUCUGAUGACGAGAUUCAGAUCAGGAAAAGCACCGCUGCUCUGGAGGAGGAUGCUCAGAUACUUCGGGUGAUUGAGGCGUACUGCACAGGAGCCAGCACACACCAGAACACCACAGCAGUGCGGAAAGAGAGCAUCCCCCAGAUGCUCCUGCCUGAAGAGGAGAAGAUCAUCGUGGAGGAGAUUAAAAGCAACGGACAGACGGUUAUUGAGGAAAAGAGCCUGGUCGAUGCUGUUUAUGCUUUAAAGGAUGAGGUUCAUGAAUUGAAAAAGGAGAACAAGUGGAUGAAGCAGUUUCUGGAGGAGGAGCAGAAGUCUCGCAAAGAGCUGGAGAGGCUAGUUCGGAAACUGACCAAGCAGAAGAACGACUGCUCCUGGGAGGACAGCGGCCACUGAACACGUACCCAGUCCAUCCUCGUCGUCGUUUCGUGACCUCUCUGGUGUGGGUCUCUUCAUGUGAGCAGACCUCCGUCGGGGAAAAGUGUUUGUGUGGUUUAUUUGAAUCUUUGUUUUUGUUUUUGUGCAUCUGCGUCAUGUCUUCACAUUUCAGCGUCACGUAGACUUUUGAAUCUCGGAGCUCGAUGGGACGUUUUCAUGAGAUCCUAACUGUCUUCCUGAUCCAGUUUUGCUAAACGAGACCCC